Cajanus cajan (pigeon pea) is the source of this 2050-nucleotide messenger RNA. NCBI's taxonomy places the organism in Eukaryota, Viridiplantae, Streptophyta, Magnoliopsida, Fabales, Fabaceae. The record is from RefSeq and is a predicted model, not a curated record.
CCAUUUUCCCCCUCUCGUCUAAGCACACCACCAUUACUGUUCCUGAAGCAUUCCUCUUAAUUCAGCAUCAAUUUCAGUUUUAGUCCUCCCUGUAACCUUUGAGUAACUGAAGCAUUGCACGCUCUAUUAUUUUUCAUAACCCUAACGUAGAUUAAGCGAACCCUCUUCUUCUGCACCCUUUUCCGUCAUGACUGAUUCUCACGCCAAUCACAAUGACCCAUCUCUCGCUACCGAUGCUGAUGCACCCAAUGAUGCUGGAAAUGAUGAUGUCAAGUUGAGUUCUAGGGACCAAAGACUGGCUCUGCCAGGUGAGCCCAAGUGUGUUAUAUGUGGCCGCUACGGUGAAUACAUAUGUGAUGAAACUGAUGAUGAUGUUUGCAGUUUGGAAUGCAAACAAGCACUGCUCUGCAGAAUGGCCAAAUCGUCGUCUUCUAUUGGAGGUCUUCCACCGCCUAGAAAGAUUCCUGCAGCUGAUGAGUGCUUUUAUGUUAGAGGUACCGAUUAUGAAUCGGGAACUCCAUCAAUGGCUAGUGAUCAGGUUGAAAUAAUUAGAAAGAAACUUAACAUUCAUGUGAAGGGUAAUGAUGUAGUGACACCAGUUUUGUCAUUCUCUGCCUGUAACCUCCCUGACAAGCUUCUCCACAAUAUAGAAGCAGCAGGAUAUGACAUGCCUACACCUGUCCAGAUGCAAGCAAUACCUGCUGCUUUGACAGGCAAAAACAUGCUCGUUUUGGCUGAUACAGGAUCUGGGAAGUCUGCUUCGUUUCUCAUUCCAAUAGUUUCUCGUUGUGCGAGUCAUCGUUGGCAAUAUGUUUCAGAUAAGAAGCCUCUAGCUAUGGUGUUAACACCUACCAGAGAGCUCUGUAUACAGGUUGAAGAACAUGCUAAAUUGCUUGGAAAGGGGUUGCCUUUCAAAACUGCUCUUGUGGUUGGCGGUGAGGCCAUGGCUGGACAACUUCACCGCAUUCAACAAGGGGUCGAAUUGAUAGUAGGAACCCCAGGAAGGCUUGUUGAUCUUUUAAUGAAGCAUGAGAUUGACUUAGAUGAUGUGAUGACUUUCGUUGUGGAUGAGGUGGACUGCAUGCUGCAAAGGGGCUUUAGAGAUCAGGUCAUGCAAAUAUAUAGGGCCCUGUCACAACCUCAGGUCUUGAUGUAUUCUGCUACAAUGUCUAAUGAUUUAGAGAAGAUGAUUAACUCUCUGGCGCAAGGUACAGUGGUUAUCUCUGUUGGAGAGCCUAAUAGACCAAAUAAGGCCGUGAAGCAGCUAGCUAUCUGGGUUGAGUCAAAGCAAAAGAAGCAGAAGCUGUUUGACAUUUUGGCAAGUAAGAAGCAUUUUACGCCACCUGUUGUAGUAUAUGUCGGCUCUAGACUUGGGGCAGAUCUCCUGGCUAAUGCAAUUACAGUGUCCACAGGAAUUAAAGCAGUUUCAAUUCAUGGGGAGAAGUCUAUGAAGGAAAGAAGAGAAAUAAUGCAGUCCUUUUUGGUGGGUGAGGUCCCAGUGGUUGUGGCUACUGGGAUUUUGGGUAGGGGGGUUGAUCUACUGGGAGUAAGACAGGUAAUUGUGUUUGACAUGCCUAAUUCCAUUAAGGAAUAUGUUCAUCAGAUUGGAAGGGCAUCUAGAAUGGGAGAGGAAGGUCAAGGCAUAGUUUUUGUGAAUGAGGAAAAUAAGAAUGUCUUUGCAGAAUUAAUUGAUGUUCUGAAAUCUGGUGGAGCAGCGGUGCCUCGGGAGCUUGCCAAUUCACGGUAUGCCACAGGAUUUUUCUCUACUGGCAAGGGUUCAAAGAAGAGAAAGCAUACAGGAUGAAGUUUCUUAUUACUUGCUUAAAUCCAGCCUUAAUCUUGAUGUUGUAAACUUAGAAAAUUGCACUAAAAAAUACAUGUAUAUGUUGUACUUAUGAAGGAUGAAAUUUUUUUCAUACUAAAAUAUAUUACACAUUCAAAUCUGCAGAUUUUGUGACAUCACAAUAUACCAUGGUAUGCUUUUGGGAUUGGUAGAAACUAGAAAGUCUUAGGGCUGUUUUAGCCUAUAAUCAAUAAUAUAAAGGUUAAG